Myxocyprinus asiaticus (Chinese sucker) is the source of this 1609-nucleotide messenger RNA. RefSeq lists its product as uncharacterized. The transcript has 8 exons. Bases 86 to 757 code for a protein of 223 amino acids. NCBI's taxonomy places the organism in Eukaryota, Metazoa, Chordata, Actinopteri, Cypriniformes, Catostomidae. The record is from RefSeq and is a predicted model, not a curated record.
UGAAGAAGAGGAAUCUAGGCGUCCCCAUUCUGUGCUGGACAUCGAAACGGAAAUCUUAACACCGCUGUCCACUGAGGUCCGAAUAAUGGCUGCCGAGCCCAACUAUCGCCGGACAAAACCGGGUGUUAGGUCCACUCACAUUGCCAAUACAAACGGAGCUGUUGGACCCUCAUCACAGAUUCCGGGUUUGUCUGCAAGUGCUGAUAUUACACCUGAAGAAAGAACUAAAGGGCGGCGUGUAGGAAUUCAGUCCACUGACUCAGACUACGUUAAACUUGCAAAACAAGGCGGACAGAAGGGUUUGCUGUGGCACGAUGACCCUGUGGAAACGAAACCCAGUUCCUAUAAACCUCCUAAUUGGUUCUCUGACACACCAGAUGAUCAAGAGAGCGGAGGUAAAGCAACUACCCCUGACAGAUUCGGGAAGUGUCAGUCUAAAGGGGCCGCACAACCUCUGGAGCCCCCAUUUGGAACUGAAAGCUGUCCAGUCUGGGAGAGGGAGUCUGACGAUAGCAAGAAAAUCAGCCAUGCUACAUCAGAGAUGCAGAAAAUUUCCCUAAGCCAAAAAGAAAUUGACGAGGUCAACAAGUUUAAAAAGACGUCCCAUGAGAAGAAGAAAGCAACUCCAGUCAACAUGUCCAAACUGUUAAGCUUUGGUUAUGUUGAAGAAACUAAGAAAUCUCCUGAUGAUGAUGAUGCUUCAAGCAUUACCUCCGAGCAGACCUGCACCAUUGAACCAGAGGAUGACGUGGAAUAGAAGACGUUGUUCCCCCAAACCCUUCAUGAAUUGUUCUUCUCUUGUAUCCACUAGCUCUUCUGCAUACACACCCCUCUCUCUGCUUUAUGCAACUCACGUAAACCAUUCAGUCAUUUGAUAAAAAUCAUCAUCAUCAUCACUCUAAUGUGUUAUGCUCACAUAUGUAUGGUGCUUGUGAUCUGAAUAACUAUACCCCUAGAAAGAGGGAACAAGUCCCUAAAAGCAAACCACAGGGCAUGUGCACCACAAAAUAAAUCCAUGAUGCAUUGAGCAUUGAUGCCAAGGUGGAGCUGAAUUGUCAGAAUUUCAUAGUAUUAAUUUGAGGAUUCACUCAUGGCACAACCAUGUGCCAAUACCUUAGGAACACUCAAGAUGGCACACAUGAUCCACAUAUUACACAAAGACAGGUAGGAUGAACUUAUCCCACGUAAAACAGCUGUGUCCCACCUCACAUUGUCCAAGAAGACAUGUAAAAGCUGCAAACCCUUAUCACACUCUCCAUGGCUGUUUCUCAGACUGGCUUGAACAUUUCUGAGUGCUCUUAUGCCCCUUAUAGUUGGCUAGUUGAGCGCAUUCUUGGCACACAAGAAGGCCAUUACACUAAAUGAUUCCAUGAAAUAAGGUGAUACCCUUAGUAAGGGAUUUGAGAAAGGAAGGGGGUUCAGGGAGUUUGAGAUUGUGAAUGUCUGUUUUAUUGUUAGCGUUGAUGUGAUAGUGAAAACUAAGCUCAGAUUUAGUCGUUCUGCUGUUAUAUGCUGUAUAAUUUUGUUUUCUCCCUUCUUAAACAAUGUUUACACUUUCUGUUGAGUAAUGUCUAUAAAUGAUAACAGAAUAAAUUUGCAUGUGCAUGGA